AUGCAUUCAUUCGCUAUCCUCCUCGCUUGCCUAGUGACCGGCUCACUUGCAGCUCCUGCUGGCGUCCGCCUCGUCCGACGUGUGGAACUUGCGACCGACACAGUCCUCGAUCUUACCACUCCACCGGUCGCCAUUCGUGAUGCAACCAGGUCUAAGCGCGGCCUGCUCGCGGCUGCCCUACCUGCAGCUAUCGCUCAGGCCAAGGCCUCUCCCGUUGCCGCAGCAAAUGCUUCUGCUGGAGCAAGCGCCUGUGCUGCCGCUCCCGCUGCGGCUGGCCAGGCUGCUGCGGGAGGGGAGGCCGCAGCUGCGGAGGAGGAGGAAGUCCUUCUGGAUGCAGCCUUUGGUGAACAGGUUGCUCUUGAGGGCGGUGACAUCAAGCAAGACGUGCUAUACCCUCCUUCUCCGGCUGGGGCAUUCGAAGUCGAGUUCCAGAAUAGUGCUGGCAGCACUCUCACCGUGGUAGAGAACAAGACGCCAGCUGCUCCUCCAGCUGGGUUUGUUGCGGUUGAGCCCUCGUCCUUCAAUGUGCAGCUGGCGGGUGGUGCUGCCGGUGGCAUCACCCUUCAAAAGAUUGAUUAUUUCUUUGACGUGACCAACCCUGCUAUUGCAGCUCUAGACCUUGCCACGACCCAGGUCGGCAAGCUCUCUGCCGACGGAUGCUCUUUCGCCAUCGAGCAGGGUGAACUCGAAUUUGAAGCCGACGAGAACGAGCUCACUCUCACUGUCGACGACCUUAACGGCGAAUGGGGUAUCUUUAUUCCUGCUGCAGGCCAAGCUGGUGCGGCCGCAGCGGGCGGAGCAGAGGCCAACAUCGCUGCAGAGGCUUCAGCAGCUGGAGUCGAAGAAGAGCUGGAGGUCGAGGGAACUUUUGACACUCCUAUCGCUGUGGACGGAGGCAACGCUAAGACCGACAUCGUUUUUCCAGGCAACGUUGCAGGCGAGUUCGAAGCCGAAUACAAUGGCACUGCCGCAAACGCCAUCACUGUGACACAAAAUAGCUCCCCUGUCCCUCCACCAGCAGGCUUUCUGUUCGUGGACCCGACGACAUUUGUAGUCUCAACUCAAGAUGCAACCGAUCCGGCCACCGACACCGUCAAAAUUGAUUACUUCUACAGCGAGGCCGUCAAGGCCAGAAUCGACGUUGCACAAGGUGUCAUCGGCAAGCUGGAUGCUGCAAGCGGUACUUUCGUGACUGAAGGCCUCGGCGAGUUUGAGGUUGAGCUUGAGGAGAAUGAGUGGACCCUGACUGUGGAGGAUCUGAACGGAGAAUGGGCGAUGCUAGUGCCGCAAACCGCAGUCCUUGCGUGA
This is a messenger RNA of Cyphellophora europaea CBS 101466, 1308 nucleotides long. RefSeq lists its product as uncharacterized. The coding region runs from base 1 to 1308 and encodes 435 amino acids. NCBI's taxonomy places the organism in Eukaryota, Fungi, Ascomycota, Eurotiomycetes, Chaetothyriales, Cyphellophoraceae. The transcript has 4 exons. The record is from RefSeq and is a predicted model, not a curated record.